AUGGAAGGUGGCCGGGUGCUUAUGGUUCUUCUCCUGUGGCUCUUGGUCGGCCUCGCCGGCUCCAGCCCUCCACCGGAGCCAGUGGUCUGUGACUAUGCCUAUGGCAGUGGCACGUCCGGCUGCACCGUCUCCAACGCCUACGGCUCCUUCCCGGACCGCACCGCCUGCCGCGCGGCCGACGCCACCUUCCCGCGCACCGAGGAGGAGCUCGUCGCGGCCGUGGCAGCCGCGGCGGCUGCCAAGCGCAAGGUGAAGGUGGCCACCAAGCACUCCCACAGCUUCCCCAAGCUGGCCUGCCCCGGCGGCAACGACGGCGCCAUCAUCAGCACGGCCCGGCUCAACAGGACAGUGAGCGUCGACGCCGCCAAGAGGCUGAUGACGGUGGAGAGCGGCAUGGUGCUCAGGGACCUCAUCCAGGCGGCCGCCGCGAAAGGGCUCGCGCUGCCGCACUCGCCGUACUGGUCGGGGCUCACCGUCGGGGGCCUGCUGGCCACGGGCGCGCACGGCAGUUCGCUCAAGGGUAAGGGCGGCGCCGUGCACGAGUACGUGGUCGGGAUGAGGAUCGUCACGCCGGCGCCCGCCAGCCAAGGGUUCGCGGUGGUACGGGAGCUCGGUGCCCGCGAUCCUGACCUGGACGCGGCCAAGGUCUCCCUCGGCGUCCUUGGCGUCGUUUCCCAGGUUACGCUGGCCUUGGAGCCCAUGUUCAAGCGGUCAGUGACGUUUGUGACGUGCGACGACUCGGACCUAGCGGAGCAGGCCACCAAGUGGGGCAACCUCCAUGAAUUCGGCGACAUGGCGUGGCUGCCCGAGCAGCGCAAGGUGAUUUACCGCAAGGAUGACCGUGUGGACAUCACGUCGCCGGGUGAUGGCCUCAAUGACUACAUAGCCUUCCGCUCCAACCCAACGGCCGCGCUCAUCGCCGCUAGAGUCAUGGAGGAUCUUCUUGAGAAGAACGCCAGCGCCAUCGCCCGGUGCAAGGCGGCACACAAGAUGGUAUCAUCGUUUGAGACGGUGGCAUACGGCUUCACCAACGACGGUCACUUGUUCACGGGGUACCCGGUGGUGGGGUUCCAGCACCGCAUCCAAGCGUCUGGCGCGUGUGUCAACAGCCCAGAAGACAUGCUCCUUACCUCGUGCCCGUGGGACCCACGCACUCGGGGACUCCACUUCUACUCCAAUGCAUAUAGCAUCGCACUCUUGAGGGUGUCAGCGUUCAUUGCCGACAUGAAGCAGCUCCGCGAGCGCAACCCACUGGCCUUCUGCGGAAUCGACGCCAAAGUGGGUAUGCUCCUCCGCUACGUGAAGGCAUCUUCCGCCUAUCUCGGCAAGUCGGAAGACUCGAUCGACUUUGAUAUAACAUACUAUCGGAGUUACACCAGAGGCGAGCCCAGCCCGCAUUCUGACGUGAUGGACGAGCUUCAACAGAUGGCGCUACGCAAGUACAGAGCCAUCCCUCACUGGGGCAAGAACCGCAACUUUGCCUUUGAAGGCGCCAUUGACAAGUACCCCAAGGCCGACAAGUUCCUGGAGGUAAAGAGCAGGUACGACGCCGAUGGGAUUUUCUCUAGCGAAUGGAGUGACCAGGUUCUCGGAAUCAGUGGGAGCCCAAUCAUUGCCGGGAAGGGUUGCGCAAUUGAGGGGCUUUGCGUCUGCUCCGAGCACUUGCAUUGUGCACCUGAGCAGGGCUACUACUGCCGCCCGGGGAAGGUGUACACGGAGGCAAGGGUCUGCUCGUUCCAACCCAACUGA
Messenger RNA from Triticum turgidum subsp. durum (durum wheat), 1749 nucleotides. The record is from the annotation of a GenBank genome assembly. Lineage: Eukaryota; Viridiplantae; Streptophyta; Magnoliopsida; Poales; Poaceae.